UCUUUGAUCCUGGGGUAGAUGCACGCAUGCGCCCCUCAUUGGGCUCCAUGCACUGUCUGGAGUAAGUUGGAUGCGCGCUUCCCUCACUCGCCUCCCGAAGCCACCUCAAAACUGUUGCGAUGGGGAGGAUCAGGAAAAAUCACUUUGGAUUUUUGAUCUUUUCGUUGCUCGGGACUUUUAUUCACAGCCAAAGCAUCAAGGAUAUCAGAGACCCGAGUAACAUGCCUCUGGUGAAAGACACGGUGGACAGGCUGAUGAAGGGGUACGACAUUCGGUUGAGGCCGGAUUUCGGAGGUGCGCCCGUGGCGGUUGGAAUGAAUAUAGACAUCUCUAGUAUCGACAUGGUGUCUGAAGUCAACAUGGACUACACCCUGACCAUGUACUUCCAACAAGCGUGGCGGGACAAGCGCCUGUCCUACUCGGAGAUCGCCCUGAACCUGACGCUGGACAACCGCGUGGCGGACCAGCUCUGGGUGCCCGACACCUACUUCCUGAACGACAAGAAGUCCUUCGUCCACGGCGUCACCGUGAAGAACCGCAUGAUCCGCCUGCAUCCGGACGGCACGGUGCUGUACGGCCUCAGGUGAGACCGGGACGUCUGGG
This is a messenger RNA of Gadus morhua (Atlantic cod), 603 nucleotides long. RefSeq names its product gamma-aminobutyric acid type A receptor subunit beta2a (gene gabrb2a). Gene Ontology annotation, biological process: monoatomic ion transmembrane transport. Gene Ontology annotation, molecular function: transmembrane signaling receptor activity; extracellular ligand-gated monoatomic ion channel activity. Gene Ontology annotation, cellular component: membrane. The record is from RefSeq and is a predicted model, not a curated record. The coding region runs from base 120 to 587 and encodes 155 amino acids. The transcript is spliced from 4 exons. NCBI's taxonomy places the organism in Eukaryota, Metazoa, Chordata, Actinopteri, Gadiformes, Gadidae.